AUUCACCUGCAUUUCAACCAAUGGCUCAGCAGGACUGCUGCAUGAUCACCUCAAACGCUGGAUUCGUCUUGAUUUGGACGAGAAGUCACAGAGUCUGACGUUGCAGAGGCCUGAGUGAUGGGGCCAUAUGCAGCUCUGGUGUUCGUCCUGCUGUUUUCCUCCAGUUGCGAUGGUGGAAAAGUGCUGGUUUAUCCUGUAGAUGGGAGCCACUGGCUGAACAUGAAAAUCCUGGUGGAGGCUCUUCAUUCCCAGGGCCAUGAAAUCACAGUGCUACGUUCCUCCACCAGCUGGUACGUGGCCGAAGUCUCACCCCAUUACAACUCCAUCACUAUUACCCAAGAGGAGUCCCAAAACAUAGAGAGCCAAGCCUUCAUGACCUCUUUCUUGAAGAAGUCCAUAGAGAUCCGACAGUAUAAAAGCUCACCGUGGUCGUUUUUUGAGUUUUAUCGGAAUUUAUUCAACAUGAUCAGGGAGAACCAGCAAGUUGUAGCAAAACUGGUCGUCAGCAUCUUUGAGAAUAAGACACUGGUUAAGGAGUUGAGGGAAACUGGGUACGAUCUUUUUCUGACUGACCCCGCAUUUCCAGGUGGAGUGCUGUUGGCUCACUAUCUCCAACUUCCCCUGGUUUUCAAUGUGCGCUGGCUUUUCAGUGGAGAGGCGCACUUUGCCAUUGCUCCUUCUCCGUUGUCCUACGUCCCCCAAUUGUUCUCCCAUUACUCUGACAAGAUGGACAUUUUUCAAAGGUUCAGUAACAUGAUCUAUCACAGCAUGAUGGUUUACAUGUACUACUACGUCUCAAAUCCGCCUUACCAGGCUGUGUGUGACAAAUACUUUGGACACGACGUCAGCACCUUGUCUCUCAUCCAGGGAGCAGACCUCUGGCUAAUGCGGGUUGACUUUACAUUGGAGUUCCCUCGGCCCACCAUGCCCAAUGUCGUGUACAUCGGAGGGUUUCAGGGUAAGGCGCCCAGGCCUCUUGCAUCAGAUUUAGAAGAAUUUGUGCAGAGUUCUGGUGAACACGGGGUGGUGGUCAUGACUCUGGGGACCCUGCUGAGUGACCUUGGCCCUGAAAUAUCAGAGAUCAUCGCCUCAGCAUUUGCCAACAUCCCUCAGAAAGUCGUGUGGAGACACAUCGGGAAAAGACCUGUCACACUAGGCAACAACACCAUGCUGGUUGAAUGGCUGCCUCAAAAUGACAUACUAGGUCACCCUAAAACCAAGCUUUUCGUCACGCACGGGGGUACUAACGGACUUUACGAGGCCAUCUACCAUGGUGUCCCGGUUCUGGGCAUUCCUCUCAUCUUUGACCAGCCCGACAAUAUGGUGCGCAUGAAGGCCAGGGGAGUAGCUGAGAUUGUUGAUGUGACAACUUUGGAUGUUGAUUCUCUGACAAGUGCUCUGAAGAAUAUUCUAGACCCAAAGAAACCCUACAAACAGAACAUGCACAAACUGUCACAGCUUCAUCGUGACAAACCAAUGAAACCCAUAGAAAGUGCCGUUUUCUGGAUUGAGUACGUCAUGAGGCACAAGGGGGCAGCACAUCUGCGCACCGAGUCAUAUAAGUUGCCGUGGUAUGCCUAUCACUGUCUAGAUGUGAUGGCAGUUUUUCUAGCGUUUGGUCUGUUAAUCACUGUGCUAUUUUGGGUUUCCUGUAGAUGUCUCAUUAGACGUUUCAUAUGGACCAAGAAGUCCGUGUCCAAGUCUAAGAGUGAAUAG
Messenger RNA from Toxotes jaculatrix (banded archerfish), 1716 nucleotides. RefSeq names its product UDP-glucuronosyltransferase 2C1-like. The transcript has 2 exons. The record is from RefSeq and is a predicted model, not a curated record. Gene Ontology annotation, molecular function: UDP-glycosyltransferase activity. Lineage: Eukaryota; Metazoa; Chordata; Actinopteri; Toxotidae. The coding region runs from base 118 to 1716 and encodes 532 amino acids.